Caenorhabditis elegans is the source of this 2821-nucleotide messenger RNA. It is a transcript of the gene hrpk-2, whose product is annotated as KH domain-containing protein hrpk-2. The record is from RefSeq and is marked reviewed. NCBI's taxonomy places the organism in Eukaryota, Metazoa, Nematoda, Chromadorea, Rhabditida, Rhabditidae. Gene Ontology annotation, molecular function: RNA binding; nucleic acid binding.
AGCGAAUCAUGGCCAAAACAAAAGACAAAUCGAUAUUUGUAUCCAGCGUGGAUUCCGAUUCUGAUAUAGAGGAAAUAAUUAUGCCUCCAAAACCGCCAGUAGAAGUUAUUCAGUUGGAUGAUUCCGAUGAUGAGUGUCAAGACAUUUGUAAACCUAUUUACAAUAAAAAAGUUCACAAAGACCCGAUAGUGCGUGUUUCUUAUAGACAGCGAAUUCCAGAGUCAUACUUCCCUGGAAUAUCAACAUCGUUGAUUAAUGUCCAGAGAGAACACAACAAUCGUAGCAAAUAUGACACGUGGGGCAGUAAUUCAUGUUCGGAACCCCGAAUUUCUAUAAGUAAUAUUGAACGUUUGGAGAAACCAAGUUAUCAUGAAGCGCGAAGAGUUCCAGUCUUUGAACGUCUAGAGAGAAGUCGAGAAAUCAGCAACGGAAGGAACAACCAGAAUCCCAUUCGUUUCAACCAUAAAUUCGUUCCACCCAUAAAUAGACAAACACCCCUUUUCAACAAUCAACAACUUUUGGUAAAUGUUCCAUUCAACGAACAUCAUCCUACCUUCUUGGAGCCUAGACCAUUUUAUCGAUCAAAUGUAAAUGAGUACAAUGCAGGUGGACUGAAUCGAGGAAGUUUCCGAAAAAUGGGACGAUUGAAUAUGGAAAUCGUGCGAGAUAAUGAUGAUUUCGAAGAACAUUUUUUGGCGCCAAACUUUCCUGCAAAAUCUGCAUCAAUUGAUCGUAGAGUAGAUGACUCACUCAGUAGUAAUUCUUAUUUGCGAUCUGGAAUGAUCAUGGCAAGUUCUGAACGAUUGGAGGAUCCAAGGUUUUCCGGAAGACUUCCAGUCUUCGCACGUCAAAUCAACAAUCAGGAAAUCAACAACGACAACUUCUACCAAAAUUCCAUUUGCUACAAUCAUAAUAAUUAUCCGUCCAAUUUGGAAUCUAGAGUUUCUUUUCCGUUUGAGGCAAGGCAUCAUGAUGCAGAUGGACUGAAUCGUGGACGUUAUCAAGUAAUGGAGCACGUGAAUAUGGGAAUCAUGCGUAAUAGUGAAGAUUUUGAAGAUUACGACAUCACUCAGACUGAUCAAGAUAAUCAUUUCUACAAUGAUAAAGAUUCUGGAAAGCACCACCGUCAUCGUCAUCGUUCCAAGAAUAACAAGAAACAUAAAAAACACUAUGACCGUAACGAAUCUGGAAAUUCUUCUGAAUGUCGCGAAGAAGAUGAUUAUGAGAUAAGCAAUCCUUCUGAGAAGCGUCACGAGAGGAAAAAGAGACAGCGUAGCAGUCACAGAAAGGAAUCUGCUUGUGUGGACGAAGAUAAUUAUAUUCUUGAUGAAGAUCGUUUUUACCAACAAGAGUCUGAUGAGUACCACAAUAGUCUUGAAAUGGAGAGAGAAUAUGAACAUGGAAUGGAUGUCGGUGUCAAAAAAGAGCACAGUUACAAGUGCGAUGAUAUUGCACGAAAUGCAAGAAAACGCGCACGGUUGACCGACGACGAUAUGGCUCGACGUGAAGAGUUGUUUAAAGAAUGGUCAUAUUCGAAGGAAAUAGUUGAUGGUGUAACACAGCUCUUUGGUGGUCCACCUAGAGAGUCCGAGAGACAUCAGAAAAAGCAGAAAGAGCUGGUGUUUGAAGCGGAUCGUACGGCCAUGCAUGCUCUUUCCAUUCGCUCUGGAGCUCUCGUAAAGGCACGACUGCUUGAGAUCCACUAUGCAACAGGAUGUCAUCUUAUUUUCCUGGAGGAAGUUAAACGCGGUGGAUAUACAUACGUCGAACUGAAAGGAGAUCCCGAGCACAUCAAGAAUGCUCAAAAAAUGAUUGAUGAUAUGGUUAUUGAUGAACACUACAUUCAUGAUGGUCGAGAAAGUAUUGUAUACUUUUAUAAUGCUCCCCACGAAUUGCGUAAUACAAGAGGAUUCGAUUUGAAUUGCAGAAGCAUUGAGAAAUACUGUGGAAUCAUCAUCGAGAAAAUGAGAGAAGUGUUUGGUAUCGGCGGAUAUGUGUCAACCGCACCACUGAAACUUACUGGAAGUGUUAAUUCCAUUCACAUGGCUAGAGAAACGAUGCAAUCGAAAACAAAGCGUUUCCUCGAUGAAGAGAAGUUCAAGGAGACUGUAGAACAUUGUACGCCAAUAAGUUUCUACCGAAAAAUCAUUGGACGUUGUGGAGAGAACUUGAAAACUAUCGAGAAAGUGACUCGUACUGCCAUCGUUUUCAAACGCUCAUUUGAUAAUAAUGAGGCGUGCUUUUCAAUUCGUGGAAGAACUGAUAACAUCAAGCAGGCUAUCGAGAAAAUUGAGGAGAUCACGCACGAGAAUCAGCCAGCGGAUGAUGAUCCGGGUAUCUUCCAAGUUCGUGUUCCAGAAAACAUGGUUGCCCGGCUUAUUGGAAGGCAUGGCGUAGAAAUCAACAGAAUUCGAAGUGAAUCGAAAGCAAAGUGCUACUUGAAUGCUAUUAGAGGAAAUCUCGAUGAUAAGUUCAUGGUUUGUAGUGGUGGAGUUGAAGAAGCUGCCUAUGCUGCAUAUUUAACCAAGGUUAAAAUAGGAAUUAUUGACCCGAAGGUUAUUCAAUUCAACUCGGAUGAUUUCAACAACUUGUCAAAAGUGAAACCGAUGGAAGAUCCGAGACUCGUUAUGCUCAAAAAAAGAUACGCAGAAAGAAAAGAAUGCAAAUAAGUGAAUUUUUUAAAUAGUUUCAAAGUAUUUCUCUUGAUUUUGUACUGCAUUUUUUAUCCAUUUUUGUUUUUUCUCCUGUAUUUCCCCAAUCUUUUUUUACGGUUUUCUUACAUACUUUACUGGUUCUCUACUCCCGAAUCUCAAUAAACGAC